AUGCUGGGACGUUUCUGUGCGGACAAAGUACACGGACGCUUCCUGAUCUACUCCGGGGGCUUGAAACCUGCGGGGCCGCGACAAGGAGCGCUCCCUGACGACGUGGGAAGGCAGGGACAGAGCGCACUGGCCGCUUCGGGGGCCGGGGCAGGUCGCGCCCCACGACCCGGGCGGGCGCCCGGAGCCAGGUCUCGGCUCCGGACCCCCCAGAUCCUUGUUUUCGUCGUCCUCGGUGCCCUCCUGCCGGUCCUAGCUGAGUCAGCCGCCACCACCAGACUUCAUAAUCAAUCAGCUGCCCCACAGCAGUGGAAGCAAGGCUCCUUAAAAGGAUUGUGUCCACCAGGAUCACAUGCAUCAGAAGACAGCAGAGGAUGUAAGCCGUGCACAUCUGGUGUGGGUUACACCAAUUAUUCCAAUAUCCUUCCUUCGUGCAUAUCCUGCACCGUUUGUGGACAAGGUCAUGGAUACCUGGUUGUGGGGAUUGUGAUUGGAACUGUGAUUGUGUUCCUGCUAUUGGGGCUGGUGGCCAAACGUCUUUACAGGAGGUACUUCCAUCCAGGUUGUGGAGUGGACCCCAAGUGCAUACACAAAGUCUUUUUCUGGUGCUCGUGUCCCCCAAGAGGUCCCGGGGCUCAGGACAAUGCCCACAAAGAGGUACUGAGCAGCAGACACUCAUCGUCCAUCCUGGUCUCUGAGCAGAAGAUGGAAGGUCAGGAGCCAGCAGAGCUGGCACGUGUCAUCACCUUGAGGUCCCCAAGGGAGGCCAAGCAUCUGCUGGAACUUGCAGAAGCUGAAUGGUCUGAGACGAGCAGGAGGCUGCUGGAUCCAGCCGAUGGUGCCGACUCCAUUGAGAGUCUGAGGCUUUGCUUCCAUAAUAUCUUUCCCGACAACGUGCCCUUUAAAUCCUGGAACCCGCUCAUGCGGCUGGUGGGCCUCACCGAAAAUGAGAUCCAUGUGGCCAGAGCUCGUGCUGCAGGGCCACAGGACGCCUUGUAUGAAAUGCUGGUGACGUGGGUCAACAAAACGGGGCGGGGCGCCUCUGUCAACACCCUGCUGGACGCCUUGGAGACGAUGGGAGAAAGACUUGCAAGGGAGACCAUUGAGGACCAUUUGGUGGGCUCCAGAAGGUUCGUCUAUCGAGAAAGUGGAGCAGGCUCUGCUGCGACCUGAGUGUGAAGGAAUCUCUUUAGGAAGCCAGAGGUCCUCUAACUUAUCUUUUCUUCUGGAAAAAAAUAGCGAUUAGACAUCAGCCUGUAGGAAGCAGUCAAAAAUUUCACAUGACUGGUGCUUGAAGAAACUCUACCAUCCAGUAUAGUCCAGUGGAGGGAAAGUCCUAGAAUGUUCUUGGCGGACUUGGAGUAAUUUUUAUGAAAUGGUUGUGAUAAGCAAACAUGGAAACAUGCGUAUGAUUCUUGGUGUGUGAAUUAACGUUUGUGUGUGUAUGGAGAGUUGUGUUAGGAUGUCAUUCUUUUCCGUUCUUGCACUUUUUCAUCCUAGUAGGAAUUUCUCUUUACUUGUGUUUGUUACAUUGUAAGAUCCAUCCAUGUUAUAUGCAUGCAUUUACUCUUGUCCAGCUAUUGCUUGAUACUAUAGGAUACAUGCAUUUCUAUGUUUAUAUUUUUGUAUAUGAUUAUAUGAGAAUGUAAACAUGUUUGUAAGUGUACUUAGUAAGUUAUUUACAUAGGUUACCGUGAUGGAUUAGGCAACCACAAAAUGAGUGCAAGUACAGAGUGGGAGGGAGAGAAAACCCACCCUCUGUAAGGUCUCACUCUGGAUUCUAGUUCUCUCUCAUAUGCACUUCAAUUCAACUGUGUUUGGAUCACUGGCAACUUCUAUGGGGACCAGUCUUUUAAACUUGACAACUUUCUAGGUGUCGAAUGUUAAUUUAUUUGUAGGUAUGUGUUUACAGGUGAGCAGGCACUUGGGGAGAACCACAUCUACGUGAGAAACUCCAUGUGUGGUUGGGUCAUGACCAGAUUGUCCUCCUCCAUGGAUGGGAUGGGAGGGUGACAGAUGGGUUAGAUCACAAGUGGCAAAUGGGUUCCAUGCCAAGCACCAUUUCCAAUGGAGAGAGAGGACAGGGAUCUGUCCCCAGUGUCUGCCAUGGUCUCAGGGAAGAAGAGUGGAUGGUGCUCAUGAAUAGUGUGAACUGUUUGCUAACUCGGGACUAGAAGGCCCCUCUCACUUCUGGUGAUCUGUGACACUGAACCCCAGAGUUUAAUUUUGGGGCACAGAUUCCCUCUUUGAGGAGCUUAGCUCCUCUGUAAGUAUCUGACUUCCAUGGAAAACACUCAACACAGACAUAACAAUACUUGAAUACUGUGACCAGGAGGCCUAGAAUGGCUGACACAUUAGGGUUUUGUUCUUGUGCCACUUUCUGUUAUUUUUUUAAAACCUCAGUAACAAUUUCAGCCUCCUUCCAGCAAACCCUUCCCCAUAGUAUGCCAGUAGCACUCAGGGUUUUUGGUCUUUUUCAUCUCAAGGAGUUGUGUGUUGUCUUGUCCCAGGGCUGGUGUGUUUGGGCCGAAGCUAGAAUGGCCUGAAGAUUUAGGCACAUUCAGAGAACUGUCAAGGGUAUUUUAGGAGGGAAAGACCCUCAGUCUAUACCCUUACAUUCCUCUCCCACUUCCAUUGGGGUCCCCAAGUUGCCCCCUCCACUUCCUAAAGGCACAGGAUGGUCCUGCCUUUGCUGCACAGGAUGCUCUGCCCUUGGGUCUCAAAGGAAAUCAGUCAGAUUUCAGCUCCUUGUCCCUCUCUCAGAGGACUUCCUUGAAGGCCAUCUAAAGUAGCCUUAUCAGGGUUUCUCAUGUUUAUUCAUGAUAGUAUGAAAUUGGUUUGUUUGGAUGUUUUUGUUAUCUUUAUACCCAGUCCAAACAGCAGUGGCACAUGAUACGCACUUAAUAAAGUCUUUCUCUGGUAA
Messenger RNA from Galeopterus variegatus (Sunda flying lemur), 2920 nucleotides. RefSeq names its product tumor necrosis factor receptor superfamily, member 10a (gene TNFRSF10A). Gene Ontology annotation, cellular component: cell surface; plasma membrane. NCBI's taxonomy places the organism in Eukaryota, Metazoa, Chordata, Mammalia, Dermoptera, Cynocephalidae. The coding region runs from base 1 to 1170 and encodes 389 amino acids. Gene Ontology annotation, molecular function: protein binding. The transcript is spliced from 9 exons. The record is from RefSeq and is a predicted model, not a curated record. Gene Ontology annotation, biological process: positive regulation of apoptotic process; TRAIL-activated apoptotic signaling pathway.